CUCCACGAAAAAAGAAAAGAAAAGAAAAAAAAAACCUCUCCCCUUCCCUCCUGUUCUCCGCAGCCCUUCGCUCUCACCGCCAAAACCCUCUCCCCUUCCCCCUCCUGUUCUCUCCCUUCCCCGCAGCCCCUCCCUUGUAGCGUCGCCCCCACCCUUGCCGCCGCCGCCUUCGCCGCUCCGCCGUGGCCAUUUCCGCCUCCGCCCUCCUUCUUCCCGACGAAGAGGAAACCCUAGAGCUAGGGCUUCUCGCCGUCCAUCCCGCGGCUUGAGUUGUUGAUAGAGAGGAGGAGGAAGCGAAGAUAUGCCGCACCGAUCGCGGCCCAUGACAGCGCUGCUGGUGUUCACGGGAGUGAACCUGGCCCUUUUCAACACCAUCGGUCCCGUUUAUGACUUCAUCUGCUUCCAUCCCUACUGGGAACGGAGGAGAGAACAGCGUAGAAAGGAGCGUGAAGCUGCUUUGGUCAAAGGUUCUUAAACCACUUAGGAGCUGUCUUAUCAGGUAUUGAUGCUGAUUUGUUGAAAGCCAUCAUAGUGGUUCAGUUGACGGAACACUACAGUAUCAUUGAUGCCAAGGGAAUUACAGUAAUUGGGAGAAUUCCAGUAAUUGCUGUCAGGAAAUGUUACAAGAACUCUGUGUUGUACUUUUAAUUCCCUUAGCAAAUCAUUAAGUAAAUGACAAUCUGUUCUUUGUCAAAGAUGGCUUUCAAGUUGCCAGAAUAUGUAUAUUUUAGAUAAACAAAUGUACUCUUUUUAGACAAAAUAUGUUGCUUAAAGUGUCUUCAUUUCUUUGCAUAUA
Messenger RNA from Phoenix dactylifera (date palm), 796 nucleotides. RefSeq lists its product as uncharacterized. The record is from RefSeq and is a predicted model, not a curated record. NCBI's taxonomy places the organism in Eukaryota, Viridiplantae, Streptophyta, Magnoliopsida, Arecales, Arecaceae.